AUGGAUUUCAUUGCCGGGGCCAUUGGAGGUGGUCUAAGCACAGCAGUGGGUUAUCCGCUGGACACAGUGAAGGUGAGAAUUCAGACUGAAAGGCAUUACAGUGGAAUUUGGCACUGCAUUCAGGAAACAUACAGGACAGAAAAAGUUUGGGGAUUUUACAAAGGUGUGUCUGCAUCAGUCCUCACAGUAUCAGUGAUUUCUUCUGUUUCGUUUGGCAUGUACAAAAACUUCCUUUGUACCAUCUGCAAGCUGCGAUAUGGGGCUGCAGAUGUGAAGCCGUCCAAGCUGGAUGUUUCUCUUGCCGGAGGUGCUGCUGGUGCUGUCCGGGUUGUGUUGAUGACCCCUAGUGAAGUGGCUAAAGUUCGCAUGCAGACUCAGAGGAACCCAUAUCCUUCCAUCGCAUCUCCCCAGCCUGUUUCCAAGCCAAAGUACCGAGGGUCUCUGCACUGUCUGAACAUGAUCGCCAAGGAGGAAGGUUUUGUGGGUCUCUACAAGGGCUGCUCUGCAUUACUUUGCAGAGAUUGCUCUUCUUCUGCAAUAUAUUUCCUUACCUAUUCUGCUCUGUGUGACUGGCUCACACCAGCUGGUAAAAACAAACCAGGUUUCCUCGUUGUGCUGCUUUCUGGUGGUUUCGCUGGAGUCCUGGCCUGGGGAUUAGCUACUCCCAUGGAUGUCAUCAAAUCACGGAUGCAAACAGAUGAAUCGGACCAGCAUAAAUACAAAGGCCUUGUCCACUGUGUUAGGGAAAGUGUGAGAAAGGAGGGUGCAAAAGUGCUUUUCAAAGGACUGGGUUUAAACUGCAUUCGUGCCUUUCCUGUGAACAUGGUGGUGUUUGUUUCGUACGAAGCUGUACUGAGAUUUACAGAUCAUUAUACAAACAAAAAAUAG
Molecule: messenger RNA, 888 nt
Organism: Cariama cristata (Red-legged seriema)
Lineage: Eukaryota; Metazoa; Chordata; Aves; Cariamiformes; Cariamidae
Gene: SLC25A47
Product: solute carrier family 25, member 47
Exons: 6
Coding region: 1-888 (295 amino acids)
Biological process (GO): transmembrane transport
Cellular component (GO): mitochondrion
Molecular function (GO): transmembrane transporter activity
Source: RefSeq, a predicted model, not a curated record